AUGUGGGAUGCUAAAACGAAUUUGAAGAACAUUAUCGUAUUCCUAAAUACCAAAAAUGGGUAUGGCGAGAAAUUGGCGGACAUCGCCGGGAAGCUGCUCAACGAGAUGGCGAGAGCCGAUCAAAUCGUCCAGCUUCCAUUCUUCCAUUGCCAUAUGUGCUCGCCGAUGGAUCGAUACGAAUUGACAUACACGAUAGCGAAAUUGAUGACGAUUUCGAAAAAUCACGCGGACAUGCGCGAGUUGUUCAGCGAAAUUCUCGAACGCCUUCACGAUGAGCCGAUAUUCAUCGGCGAAAUUGAGCUAUGGAAGGAGCUGAUCGAGGAGCUGACGACGGUGAUGGAACGCAUUUCUAAAUAA
Caenorhabditis bovis is the source of this 357-nucleotide messenger RNA. The record is from the annotation of a GenBank genome assembly. NCBI's taxonomy places the organism in Eukaryota, Metazoa, Nematoda, Chromadorea, Rhabditida, Rhabditidae.